AUGACAAAGCAAUUAACAAAUGGAAUAGAGCAUAUAGAACCACUUGCGAUAGUUGGUAUUGGAUUAAGACUUCCAAUGGAAAGCAAUAACGUUGAAGAAUUUUGGAAUAAUUUAGUAAACGGAACGGAUGGAAUUAUAACAGUACCUAAAGACAGAUGGAAUUCUGAUUAUUUUACUGAUAAGGAUUUAAAUAAAGCUGGGAAGAUAAGAAAUAGUUCAGGUGGCUUUAUUAAGAAUAUAGAUGCUUUUGACAAUGAAUUUUUCAAUCUUUCUCCUAAUCUGUGCCAUCAAAUGGAUCCUCAACAGCGAUUAUUAUUAGAAGUUACGUUUGAAGCCUUCGAAGACGCAGGCUUAAGAUUAAAAGAUGUUUCGGGUAGCGAAACAAGUGUUUAUGUUGGUAGUUUUCAUUAUGAUUAUUAUGUAAUGUGCUUACGAGACUCUGCUCGCGAUCAAGUUGGAUCUCUAGCAGCAGUGGGAGCUACUUUAGCCGCAUUAUCAAAUCGAAUUUCUUACCAUUUUAAUUUAAAAGGACCUACAGCUACUAUUGAUACAGCAUGUUCAGCUUCAUUAGUUGGAUUUCAUCAUGCUUGUCAAAGUAUUUGGAAUGGUGAAGCAGAAAUGGCGAUUUCUGGUGGUGUUAAUGCUAUUUUACGUCCUGAGACCUCAAUAAUGCUUUCCAAAGGAGGAUUCUUAGGUCCAUCAGGUUUAUGUAAAGCAUUUGACUCAUCUGCUGAUGGCUAUGUCAGAGGUGAAGGAGCUGCAGUUGUAAUCAUUAAAUCAUUAAAAAGAGCGUUAGAAAAUAAAGAUAAAAUUUAUGCGCUAGUGGAAGGAACAGCAAUUAAUCACGAUGGAUUUAACGUUGAAGGAUAUACUGUUCCGAGUGCAAAAGGUCAAGCAAAGUUAUUAUCCUCGCUUUAUAGUAAAACAGGCAUAAGUCCGAGUGAAGUCGAUUAUAUUGAAUGUCAUGGAACUGGCACAAAAGUUGGGGAUCCAGUUGAAGUAGCAGCUUUAAGUCAAGUUAUUGGAAAGAAUAGAAUUAAUGAUUGUUAUAUGGGAUCAGUUAAAACAAAUAUUGGUCAUUUGGAAGGUGGUGCAGGAGUUGCUGGUUUAAUUAAAACUGCUCUGAUUUUAAAGAAUAAAAAAAUUCCACCGAAUUUGCAUUAUAGUAAUCCAAGAACAGAUAUUCAAUUGCAAGAAAAUCAUUUUGUAGUACCAACACAGGUUAUUCAAUUAGAUAAAAAAGAUAAUAAACCUAUUCUAGCUGGAGUUAAUUCAUUUGGAGCUGGAGGUGCAAAUGCUCAUGUCAUUUUGUCUGAAUUUAUUCCUGAUAAACAUACUAAGAAAGAUGAAGAAACAAAGGUUAAUUUAAAUCGAAUUUGUUUAUUAUUUUUACUGAGUACAAAAUCUGAAUCAGCUUUAAGAUCAACAGCAAUGAAAUAUGUUCAAUAUUUAAAACAAACUUCAAAUAAUAUAACUGAUAUUUGUUAUACAUUAAUGAAAAGGAGAAGUAUUCUAUCCAAUCAAUUACUAAUUACAGCUUACUCAAAAGAUGAAAUAAUUGAUCUAUUACACAAAUAUGUUCAAGGAAAACAACAUCCACAAAUAUAUACGAGACAAAUCCUUUCUUCUAAUAAUAAUAAUAAUUCACAAGGUAAAUUAGCGUUUGUUUAUUCCGGUCAAGGCGGCCAAUGGAUUGAAAUGGGUAAACAAUUAAUGGCUGAAAUUCCAUUAUUUAAAGCGAAAAUGAUUGAAAUUGAUAAUAAAUUCAAAUUAAUAGCUGGCUGGUCAUUUAUGGAUGAAUUAAAUAAUUCUAAUGAAUUAACUUCAAGGAUAAAUGAAACUGAUGUUGUUCAGCCAGUUACAAUGGCUCUUCAAAUUGCAUUAACACAUGUAUGGAAAGAAUACUUUGGCAUAGAACCUGAUGGAGUUAUUGGUCAUUCAGUUGGAGAAGUUGCUGCAGCUUAUAUCUCAGGUUCAAUUGAUAUUGAUACAGCUGUUUCUAUUAUAUAUCACCGCUCAUCAAUUCAACAUAAAGUAUCUGGUAAAGGUAAAAUGUUAGCUGUUGGUAUUAACGAAAUUGAAGCAAAUAAACUAAUAGAAAGAUUUGAUAAUGAAAUAUCUAUUGCUACCAUGAAUGGGCCAAGAAUGCUAACAAUUGCAGGUGAUUCAGAUAUUUUAGAUAUUAUUGCUAAAGAAUUAGAAUUAAAACAUUUAUUUAACGCAUUUGUUAAGGUUGAAGUACCUUAUCAUACUAGUAUUAUGGAAGAAAUUGAAGAAGAGAUGAUUAAAGCGUUGGAAAAUAUCAAAACAAAUAAAUCAAAUAUUGAGUUUUAUUCAUCAGUGACUGCUGCUAAAUCAAACGGACUUGAUUUAAAUGGAAAGUAUUGGUAUGAAAAUGUUAGAAAGCCUGUUCUCUUUGUUCAGACUAUCCAGGAGAUGAUAAACAACGGGUAUAAACAAUUUAUAGAAAUCGGACCUCAUCCAUUGCUGGUUUCAGGUAUUAAGCAAUUAUUCGGUGAUUUAAAUAUAAAUGACAGUUUAGCUAUUAGUUCAAUCAAACGCAAAUAUGAAACAUGUCAAUUAUUUCAAAAUUUGGGAAUUUAUUUUAUUCAUAAUACGAUAAAUAAUUUAAAUACUACUGAUUUAGCGCUUCACUUUCAAAAUUUAUUACCGAAUGCAAAGUUUGUGUUUGAUUUACCGCAUUAUACAUGGCAACACAAAAAGUUCUUGUUGGAAACGAAUGAUGAAAAACAAGAACGAUUAGGAUUUAAAUAUAAUGGAGGUCACCCGUUUUUACGUCAUGAUUAUAAGUUUUAUUCAAUCGAAAGACAUCAAAUUUGGGAAGCAAAUGUUAAUAUUAGUAAUGCAACUUAUUUAACUGAUCAUGUUGUUAGUAAUGCUGUUGUAUUUCCAGCCGUUGGAUAUAUUGAAUUAGCCUAUGCUGUUGGAAAACAACAACAGCAAGAGCAAGUUGUCAAUAAUGUGAAUGGAUCGGGUUAUUUUAUAGAAGGAAUAAUAUUUGAAACUGCAUUGAUUUUACCGACAGAAACGUUAGAAUCAAUUGUUACACGAUUAGAAAUGAUAUCAUCUGAAGGAGAUUUUAUUAUAUAUACAAAAUCUCAACAACAAGAGAAUUCUAUUUGGAAUAGACAUAGUAGUGGUAAAAUAAAUUUAAUGGAUCAGUUUAAAGUUACAAAACGACCAGAAUUUCAUGAUAUUGUAAGCGAAUUUGAUGAUCUCGAUUUAAUAGAUGUUGAAGAAUUUUAUUCAUUUAUGAAUGGUUGUGGUGUAUCUUAUGGUAAAUAUUUUCAGUGUAUUAAACAAUUAUGGUACCAUGAUUCAAACGUUUUAUCAAAAGUUACACUAUCGGAAGAUAUUGUUUAUGAAGCUAAACAGUAUUAUUUACAUCCUGCUUUAUUUGAUGCAGCACUUCAUGGUUUAUUCGUUGAAAAUAUGAAAAAUGGGAUUAAUGACUUGUAUUUGCCUCAUUCAUUAGAUAGAGUAAUUAUUCAUAAAGGUGGAUUUGCUACGGUUUAUGCUUAUGUCAAAGUCACUUAUUCUAGUGGAGAAUCCAUGACAGCAGAUGCAUGGAUUUAUAGUGAAGAUGAUGAACUGAUUGCUGAACUCUACGGAUUAACAACUAAAAACUUAUCGAAAGCUCCCUCAGACAAUGGUUUACAUGAUGUUUAUGAAUAUAAAUGGAUUCAAAAAUCAGUUCCGAUUGAAAAAGAUGCUGAAACUAUCACAACAGAAACAGUGAGACUGUUACCUAAUUUAAUAAUUGUUGUUGAUGAUAUGAAGAAUGUUAUUGCUCAACAAAUAUCAAAAAUUUUGUCAGCAGGUGCCAAUCAUAAAUCUUCUGAUAUUAAAAUUGUUAAUGAAUUAAACCAAUUGGAAGAUAUUACUAGAACCAAUCAACCCCCUGUAAUUGUCGUGUAUAUUCCUUCAUUAUGUACACAAGAUCAUCAAUCAUUGGAAUUGCAACAAAAAGCUUUGAAGUAUUUAAAUUUGGUAAAAUUAGUAGGAAAAAACAAAGAUAUUAAGCUUCGUUUAAUAACUCAUAAUUCCAGUAAUUCACUAAGAAAUGUAGAAGAAAGUGAGACAAAAGGAAAACCAAACGAAACAAAAUUAGAUCAUGUAUUAUUAUGUGGAAUGUGUCGGGUCAUUCAAAAUGAAUAUCCAAACUUGAGUGUUAAAUUUAUCGAUAUUGAUGUAAAUGAUUCAAACUCAAUUGAUGUUACUUUUAAUGAUUUAUUUGAUAUUAAAUCUGAUUUACAAGAUAAUGAAAUAAUGUAUCGAGAUGGUAUUCGUUAUAUUAGAUGCCUUGUUCGUUUAGAAAAUGAAAAAAUCGAUAAAUUAUUAACCAAACAAUUAAAUGCAGUAGGAAGUUAUUAUAAUCUUGAGCUAAAGGAAAAAGGAAUAUUAGAUUCGUUAGGAUUUCGACAAGUAAUACCAAAAACUUUACGAUCAAAUGAAAUUGAAAUUGAAGUUUAUGCUGCGGGAAUUAAUUUUAAAGAUAUUAUGAAUGUUAUGGGACUAUUAUCAGAGAAAGCUGUUAAAGGAUCUAUGGCAGGAAAUGCUAUCGGUUUGGAAGUUAGUGGAAUUGUAACAGCAAAAGGUUCAAAUGUAAACAAUUUUGAAAUCGGUGAUCAAGUUAUUGCUGGCGUAGCUAAUGGAUUUAGUGGUCGAGUUACUACUCCGCACACAAGUUGUAUGAAGAAACCAAAAUUUUUAAGUCAUGUUCAAGGUGCAACAAUACCAAUUGUAUACAUGACCGCUUAUUACGGUUUAAAAUAUUUAGCUCGAAUUACAAAUGAAGAUACCGUUCUUAUUCAUUCAGCUGCUGGUGGAGUAGGAAUUGCUUGUAUUAAUGUUGCAAAAUAUUUUGGAGCGAAAAUCAUCGCCACCGUUGGUUCAAAAUCGAGACGUGAAUUUCUUGAAAAGGAACUUGAUAUUGAUCCAAAAUAUAUUUUUGAUUCACAUUCAAUCCGCUUUUAUGAUGAUAUUAUGAAUAUUACCAAUGGUCAAGGUGUUGAUAUUAUUAUGAAUUCUCUUUCAGGAAUUUUUAUGGAUCAAAGUAUAAAAUGUUUAAGCUCAUUUGGAAGAUUUAUUGAAAUUGGCAAAGUUGAUAUUUAUAAGAAUAAACCAUUAUGCUUAGAACGAUUUGGUAAUAAUAUUUCCUAUUUUGUUGAAGAUAUUGAUCGUUUAAGUAAUCAAAAACCGAAAUUACAUAAACAAUUGAUGAAUGAAUUAGAAAUUCUUUUUGAACAAGGUCAUCUAAAACCAAUUCAAUUCUCAGAAUAUCCGAUUAGUCAAAUAUCUUCAGCAUUUAAAUGUAUGACGAAAAAUGAGCAUAUUGGUAAAUUAGUUGUUAACAUGGAAAACCAAAUUUUAACAGUCUUACCACAUAGGGAACUAACAUUAUCAAAUGGUGGAGUAUUUAUUAUUACUGGAGGUACAAGUGGUCUUGGAUUAAUGAUGGCUAAAUGGGUUGCAGCAAAAGGAGUAGAUAAAUUAGUAUUAGUUAGUAGAAAUGGAAUUAAAUUAGCAAGGGAUCAACAAGUUAUUGAUGAAUUGAAGUCCAAAGGAGUCAUAGUCGAUAUAAAGAAAAUUGAUAUUAAAUCGAUCGAAGAAUUGGAAAGGUUAUUUUUGGAUGUGAAUAAAAGUUUGGGAGUUAUACGAGGAAUUAUUCAUAGUGCAGCGACGCUCCAUGAUGCUUCAAUCAAAGAAAUGGAUGACGAACAUUUUCUUGAUGUUAUUCAAUCAAAAGCAAUUGGAGCGCUAAACCUACAUAAUGCAUCAUUAAAAUAUUCCGGUACAAUUCAAUAUUUUAUUAUGUUUUCCUCAAUUUCAGCAGCAAUUGGAGGCUCCGGCCAAAUUAACUAUGCAGCUGCUAAUUAUUUCCUAGAUGUACUUGCUGAAUAUCGACAUCAAAUUAAUUUACCAGCUACAUCCGUUAAUUUGGGUUUGUUAGGUGAAUAUUCGGGAAUGUUGAACAGUCGAAACGAUAAACAAAGAGUUGGAAAUAUUUUAAUAAAUCAAGGAAUUCUGAAAAUGCCACUGCAUACAAUACAAAAUCAAUUAGAAUUGGCGAUUCUUCAUAAAUGUCCAUCACGAAUUAUUGCAACUUUAGAUUGGAAUAGCUUGAAACAGUCAUUUCCUGCCAUUACUACAGAUACAAGAUUCUCUGAUAUUGUGAACAAUAUAGCAAAUCGUAAAACUAACUCAUAUAAAGGAUUAAGAGAUAAAAUUAUUGAAUCAAAAGAUGCUUCAGAAGCUGUUGAAACUUUAAAACAAGAAAUUUGUUUAAUAUUCUCAAAGAUUUUGAGUUUAUCAGGAAGUAACGUAGCUGUGAAUCAACCAAUGGAUAAAAUGGGAUUCGACUCUUUAUCUUACACACAAGUAAGAACAUGGUUACUUAAAAAUGUUGGUAUUAAUUACCCAGUUAUUAAACUAAUGAAAAGCUCUUCAAUUCAAAGCCUUGCAGAAGAAUUAGUUAAAAUUAUCAAAUUCUCCGUAGACUCACCAGAAUCUCAGAUCAGUAUUAAGAAUCAAACUUUGGAAACGAGACAUUCUCAAUACGAAACUAAAUCUCAAAGUGCUAACAGUGCUCAAACACAUCCAAUUCCAGCGCCAAUAAGUCAAGUGACAAAACCUUCAAUGUCAAUUUUGAGCCAAAAAACAGCAAAUAAUCUGACUACAAGUGCUCAUAAACUUUCAAAAUUAGACGAUGUGGUUCAUCAUGAUAUCAAUACUUUCAACAACGAAAUUAAAUCAACAAAUCCAAGCCAAAUCCAAGAAGCAUCGUUUCGAAUCCCUCGAUCUUCGCUAUCACUGAACAAUGCUCACAUUCUUGGCAUUGGAACGUCAAAUCCUGCUAUAAUAAAUUACACAAAAGAAGUCUUUGAAAAUAUCAAACCAGAAUAUGAAAGAUUAGGAAUUUCCCAAUCUGAUUUAACCAAACUAACAAGUUUCUAUGGAAAUUGUGGAAUCGAAAAGAAAUAUUGCCAUGCAGAUUUCUCCAAGAAAAGUUUUACUGAGAAUAUAGAAGAAGAAUAUUUUAAUGAAAAGUAUAAACGAAUCGCACCUGAAUUGUCUUUUACAGCAGCUGCUAAAGCUAUUAAAGAAUGGGGAGGAAAUGUUAAAACAAUAACUCAUGUUAUAUCCUGUAGUUGUACCGGUAUUCUCAUACCUGAUCUUAACUUUUUAUUAAUUAAACAAUUAGGAUUAAAUAAUACAGUCGAAAGAAUAUCGGUAAAUAUGAUGGGUUGCUUUGGUGGUCUUACAACACUCAAAACAGCCAAAGCUUUAGCUCUUCAAAAUCCCAAGUAUAGAGUUUUAAUGGUUUGCACAGAGAUUAGUUCGAUACAUUAUCGACCACUGCUGAAUAUUGAUUUAAUGUUAGCCUGCGCUUUAUUUGGUGAUGGAUCAGCUGCAAUGAUUAUCGGAUGUAAUCCAACUGAAAAUGAAAAGCGACUUUAUGAAAUACUUCAGACAGGAGCAGAACAUAUACCUGAUUCAACAGAACUAAUGAGCUGGGAUUUAAAUAAUAGUGGUUGGAUUAUUGGUUUAAGUCCUUCAAUACCGCUGAUUAUUGGUGAUACAACCUUUGAUAUAGUUCAGAAUUUCUUAAAGAAUUCUGUUCCACUUUCAGUUUCAUUAGAUGAUUGUGAGUGGCUAAUUCAUCCAGGAGGGAAGAAUAUUUUAUUAAAUUUACAAGAUGCUUUAAACAUUCCCCAUCAUAAGAAUAUUUCAUCGUGGAACGUAUUACAAGAUUAUGGAAACAUGUCAAGUGCAACAAUUUUAUUUGUUAUGGACGAUGCAAGGAAACAGCCUCCAAAAGACGAAUUUAGUAUAUCAUUAGCAUUUGGACCAGGUUUAUCUGUUGAAAUUGCGUUACUCAGAAAAUUGUGAUACAGCUAAAAUAACGAAUUAAAGGCUACUAAAGGGUUUAAAGUACAUAAUUCUGUUUUGUGCUUUGAAUCAAAUGCCGUACGAAAUUAACGUACUAACUAUCUGUUCUGAAUUUCACGUUUUAACCGAUAUAAUCAAUUAUUGUACAAAACUGAUUCUUCACUUUUUUGACUUUCUGACCAGUUAAGUUUCCAUCUAUCGUUUUAAAUAAAGUGUGACGUUCAUCCCAAUGUUUCUAGAUUUAUAUUAUCAAUAAGACAGAACUCAUGAUCACAUUUCGAGACCACUAAUAAUGCUAUAAAAUAUUCUUUUUAUCCGUUUCAUCGCUUUCAUACUUUGAUGAAAAGAAUUAACUAUUGAACCUAUUGAUUUCUAGGCGAUGGCCAAGAAAUGAUCACAUUUUCAAAAAGGGUUGCUGUGAAGAUAACAGACAUCGACUAAACCGCCCAAGCACGAAAAAAAAUCAUGAAGCGGGCGCUGCAUCUAGAUUAAAAGGUACAUUUAUCUAGCUUCAGCUAGCUGUACAGAAAUACAUGAAAAUUUUAUCUAGCUUCAGCUAGAUUGAAGCUAGU
Molecule: messenger RNA, 8486 nt
Organism: Didymodactylos carnosus
Lineage: Eukaryota; Metazoa; Rotifera; Eurotatoria; Philodinida; Philodinidae
Source: the annotation of a GenBank genome assembly